Penicillium macrosclerotiorum is the source of this 312-nucleotide messenger RNA. Its product is annotated as putative quinol monooxygenase. Lineage: Eukaryota; Fungi; Ascomycota; Eurotiomycetes; Eurotiales; Aspergillaceae. The record is from RefSeq and is a predicted model, not a curated record. Bases 1 to 312 code for a protein of 103 amino acids. The transcript has 2 exons.
AUGGUCUACACAAUCGUCGUCCACCUCCGCGCAAAGCCCGACCAAGAGUCCAUCUCCAAACUGCACGCCAAGCUCCUCGAGGCCUCUGCUGUCUACUCCCAGGACAAGGAGACCCUCUCCUGGUUCGUGAUGCAGUCCGUCCACGACCCGCAGGACUUCACUAUCGUCGAGCGCUACCUGCAGGAGUCCUCGCAGGAGUACCACCUCAACAAUCCCUACUGGAAGACCUUCGAUCCCUAUGUCAUCCCGCUCCUGGAGAAGGAGAUGGAUCUGAGACGCUUUGAGGAAUUGGUUCCGCAGGUGCCGAACUAA